Molecule: messenger RNA, 1432 nt
Organism: Aphanomyces astaci
Lineage: Eukaryota; Oomycota; Saprolegniomycetes; Saprolegniales; Verrucalvaceae
Exons: 3
Coding region: 16-1392 (458 amino acids)
Biological process (GO): dephosphorylation
Molecular function (GO): phosphatase activity
Source: RefSeq, a predicted model, not a curated record
ACAAAUUUGAAAAUUAUGGUCACGACACGCCGAGGAAACGGGGUGGAUGUGGAUCCAGCUACCGCCUUGGAGGCGGCCAAGUCCCCGAGAGCUGUGAAGUCGCCUAAAGCAGCCAAGUCACCAAAGUCGGCGACAUCUCCGCACGGGGAGAAGCAGCAGCGCAAGCAAAACCCGAGCGACCUUGUCCUCAAGCAUGUUCUGGUGCUGUUUCGACACGGCGACCGCAGCCCCAUUACCACCCAAGUGGGUCAACAUUUGGUGAUGGAUGCGGCGGAGAAGGAAUUGUGGGCGUCCAAGCUUCCAUCCGACGAACACAUUGAAAAAUUGAGCAAAGGCGCCAAAGUCACAGGUAUGGAGCCGCACCUGCCGCCCCCCAAAGCCCCGCGAGAUGGCGGGACCUUCCCCAACGGCCAGUUAACCGUUCGAGGGUUGCAGCAAAUGGAAGCCAAGGGUGAAGGCCUUCGUGCUCAUUACUCUGACUUCUUGGCAGACAUCCACGAGAAGGACGUGUACAUUCGGUCGACGAACGUCCGCCGCACAAUUCGGUCGUGCCUCGCGCUCCUUCACGGGUGUUUUCCGGAACUCGUUGGUAACGACAGGUUGCACAUCCGCAUCAACACGGACGUGACCCUGGAGCCGUCGUUCACGCAAGCCGACUACGGUCGGCUCUUGGCGCGGUACAAGGACCCGUCGCACGUGGCCACCGCGACCCUGCCGCCGCUCCCCGACACGAUCGGAUGCACGCAAUCGUUGGACAAGGACAUUCGAAAAGUAAUUGGCAUCCACGACGACCAGCCCAUCUGCUACACGUCGCUGCGCGAAGUGCUAGUGUGCCGACAUGCGCACGACGUGCCGUUUCCUAGCGGCAUGGAUCGAGCCAUGUACAACAAGCUGGUGGACUACAACACGUGGGAGUUUCACGCGUUGUUUGGCGAUGCCGCCGAUUGCUACGACGGGUUUCAAAAGGGCGUGGCCGAAAUCUUCCAUUUGCUGCACGCGGUGACCCAAGGCCAGCAUGCACCCCGCGCGAGCUUGAUGGCCGUGCACGACAGCACCCUCAUCGCGUUGUGGAAUGCCAUGCAGCUGGAUGUGGGCAUCGUGUUUCCGACGUAUGCGGCGCUGACCGCGAUUGAAUUGUACCAGCACAACACAACCAAGGAAUGGGUCGUGGAAGUCCAAGUGGAUCACUCGCCAGUGCAUUUCCGCAACCACAAACAUGCGAUUCGCGCGCCGUUUGCGCACGUGGAAGCGAUUGUACAUGCGUUCUUGAAGAAGGAGAAGGCUACGAAGAAGCGCUCGGUAGAGGAAGACGGCGACGUGGAGAAGGAAGGAGCGGAGGGGGCGGCUGUGAAGAAGGCCAAGGUCGCUGACCAAGGGUCGCAGAACGAAUAAGUAGCGACGUUAAUACAAUACUAUAUGAUGCGAAAGGAUA